Molecule: messenger RNA, 2066 nt
Organism: Carya illinoinensis
Lineage: Eukaryota; Viridiplantae; Streptophyta; Magnoliopsida; Fagales; Juglandaceae
Product: putative glycerol-3-phosphate transporter 5
Exons: 2
Coding region: 259-1719 (486 amino acids)
Biological process (GO): transmembrane transport; phosphate ion homeostasis
Cellular component (GO): membrane
Molecular function (GO): transmembrane transporter activity
Source: RefSeq, a predicted model, not a curated record
UGUGUACACGCCGACGCACACAAGCCAGAUCGUCUACUAUCUUGUUACUAAUUUGACUGACUUUCAUUGGAUAAAGGAUCGAUUAUUAGGGGAAAUAAAGUCCUAAAAUUUCGAUCUUCUCCUCCUCCUGUAGUUGCAGUGUCUGGAAAAUACCUGAAAGCUUUUACUUUUCUGGAAAAAUUUCAGUUUCAAAUUUUCUGGAAACAUAAUAGCAAUCCCGGAGCAAUCCAAAGUCCUAACCCUUCAUCCCGUUUCGCAAUGCAACCCCAAACCUUAAACCUACCUCCAGCUCUCACUCUAUUCCCCACCCUCAGACCCCCUCACAAAACCCUCACUUUCCACAAAUUUCUUGUCCUAAUCAUCACAUUCUUAGCCUACGCUUCCUUCCACGCCUCCCGGAAGCCCCCAAGCAUCGUCAAGAGCGUGCUUGGUCCCAAACUUGAACAAAAUUCGACCCAUAUCGGUCACGAUUCGGGUUGGCCUCCGUUUGAUGGCCCCCAAGGUACCCACCGUCUUGGCGAGCUUGACCUCGCGUUCCUAUCGUCCUACUCGAUUGGAAUGUACCUCGCUGGUCACGUUGGUGAUCGGAUCGAUCUGAGGCUGUUCCUUGUGUUUGGGAUGGUGGGUAGUGGAGCCUUCACCAUAUUCUUCGGGUUAGGAUAUUGGUUGGAUCUGCAUUGGUUGGGGUUCUUUUUGUUGGUCCAAGUUCUGUGCGGGUUGUUUCAGUCAAUUGGGUGGCCCUGUGUGGUGGCAGUGGUCGGGAAUUGGUUUGGGAAAGACAAGAGGGGGUUGAUAAUGGGGGUAUGGAACUCGCAUACCUCGGUUGGGAACAUCAUUGGUUCCGUUGUGGCAUCAGGGGUGCUGGAAUUCGGGUGGGGUUGGUCCUUUGUGUUGCCAGGUGUGCUGGUGAUUGUGGUUGGGAUUGUCGUUUAUGUGUUUCUUGUUACGAGUCCUGAGGACUUGGGGUUGGAGUCUCCUGGAAUGGAGAUCGAGAUGAAUGUUGAGGUGGGGCCAGAGAGGGUGGAGUCGGAGGAAGCGGGGCUUCUUGGGAGUAGUGAGAGUUCUGAUACCUUGGCUGCAAUUGGGUUCUUGGAGGCGUGGAGGCUACCGGGCGUUGCACCAUUUGCAUUUUGCCUAUUCUUCUCGAAGCUGGUUGCUUACACUUUUCUGUAUUGGUUGCCCUUCUACAUAAGGCACACAGCUGUUGCUGGUGUGCAUUUGUCACAUAAAACUUCUGGGAUCCUCUCGACAAUUUUCGACAUUGGAGGGGUCUUUGGUGGAAUUUUGGCAGGAUUUGUAUCUGAUGUGAUUGAUGCUCGGGCAGUUACUUCAAUUGUGUUCUUGUUACUGUCAAUUCCAGCCCUUGUUCUCUACAGGCUAUAUGGAAGCGUCUCCAUGUUUGCAAACAUUGGGUUGAUGUUAUUGUCUGGAUUGCUUGUUAAUGGCCCGUACUCACUUAUCACAACCGCUGUUGCAGCUGAUCUAGGCACCCAGAGCAUGGUUAGUGGGAAUUCUCGUGCAUUGGCUACUGUUACUGCUAUUAUAGAUGGUACUGGUUCCGUUGGGGCAGCUCUUGGUCCAUUAUUGGCUGGGUAUAUAUCCUCUAGAGGAUGGAACAGUGUCUUUUUUAUGCUUAUUGUUUCUGUUUUCUUUGCAAGUUUGUUCUUGAUUCGUGUUGCAAGAAGUGAGAUUAGAGAGAGAUUGAAUGCGGGAAAGUGAGUUUGGAAUAUCAGAGCUCCCAUUAGUGAGAAGUUCCUCUGGCAUCACGCAUUGUGUUUUUCCCCGCCUGAGUUGGAGGGAAGUAUCUCACGGGAAACAAUACAUUGAUAGGGAAGUUACAGGAAUAGGAGUCAUCAUACAUGUAUGCUUUUGUUGUAUCUCAUUCUUUUUUGUAGAUGGUCUUCAUACACAGAAGAACUACUUUUGUUUUUAUAUAUAUACAAGUAAUACACAGUAGAACUAGAUUAUUUGUACACCCCCAAGUAUCUAAGGUUGUGACCACGGUCUUCCUCCGCCAUAAGUGAGGGUUUUUCAAUAAAAUUCGAGUACCGUCCUCUUCUUAAAAA